Molecule: messenger RNA, 711 nt
Organism: Trifolium pratense (red clover)
Lineage: Eukaryota; Viridiplantae; Streptophyta; Magnoliopsida; Fabales; Fabaceae
Exons: 1
Coding region: 1-711 (236 amino acids)
Source: RefSeq, a predicted model, not a curated record
AUGGAGAAUUGGCAAGACCAGCACGAUGCCUUGAAGGGCGAGGUAGCACAAUUGACUGAAAAAUUGGACAAGGCUCUUGAGUUGUUGUUUAAUCUGAACAAAGCAGCACAACCAGUUGUGGUUGAAACUGCGAUUCCCGCACCCCAAGGAGGAACUUCAGCAGUGAACACAGUUUGGCCAACUUUUGGUUUACCCGUUGGGUAUACUCCAUCGGGUUACGUACCUACAUCAACUGAAGUCCAGCCUGGUCCUCAGAAUGUCCAAGUGCCAGUAAAUCAAGUUGAGGUUCCAAAUGGACAUACUAGAGUACCUUCGAUUCAGCAAGGGUUUCUCUUGUCAAAAGAAAGUUUGGAGGAUCCCAGAAAUACUUAUCAUGGUAUAGAGAUGCCAUAUGAUGGAACUGGAGUCAAUUUUGUUGUACCCCAGAUGGAGGAAGCUCAACAAAAAUUCAAGGCUAUUGAAGACCGUUUGAACAUUAUGGAAGGAGGAGGUGAUCCCCUAGACCUUGCCAAUAUGUGCCUAGUUCCAGACUUGUUGCUCCCACCAAAGAUUAAGGUCCCUGAUUUUGAGAAGUAUAAAGGUCUUAGCUGUCCAAAGAAUCAUCUGAUUAUGUACAGCCGAAAGAUGGCUUCUUUCGCCAAUGAUGACAAGCUUAUGAUGCAUUGCUUCCAAGACAGCCUUACCGGGGCAUCACUUAACUGGUACAUGUAG